Molecule: messenger RNA, 2234 nt
Organism: Vigna unguiculata (cowpea)
Lineage: Eukaryota; Viridiplantae; Streptophyta; Magnoliopsida; Fabales; Fabaceae
Product: disease resistance protein Roq1-like
Biological process (GO): signal transduction; defense response
Molecular function (GO): ADP binding; ATP hydrolysis activity
Source: RefSeq, a predicted model, not a curated record
UUGGCGUCUGUACAAGAAGUGAGUCAACUCUUGACUGUGUUGCAUUAUUGCGUUUCCAACAAACAACUUCAUCACGGUAGCACUUCCUCCCAUGGAAUUCGACUCUUCAACUUCAAAACUCCCAGGGAUGUACGAUGUUCUCAUCAACUUCACAGGAGAAGACAUCCGAAGAAAAUUUGUUUCUCAUCUCGAUUAUGCUCUCUCUAUUGCUGGGCUCACAACUUUCCUUCACGAGGAGAAUGCAGUGAAGGGCAGGCAAAUCCAACAACCUAUUCUCAAUCUGUGUCGGGUAGCAAUUGUUGUUUUCUCCAAAACCUAUUCUCAAUCUGCUUGGUGUCUUCAUCAGCUCCAACAAAUCAUCAAAUGGCAAGAAACUUAUUCCCGACAUGUUCUGCCCAUAUAUUACGAAAUUCAGCCAUCUGAUGUACGUCUUCAGAAGGGUGAUUUUGGUGAAGCCUUCAAAGCAACUGCACACAAAACAUUCUCAAGACAACAACUGCAGCAUGGCAUGUCAAGGUGGAGCCACGCACUCACCAAAGCUGCAAAUUUCUUUGGAUGGGAUGGGAGCAAUUACAGGAGUGAUGCUGAACUAGUGGACAAAAUUGUUAAGAGCGUUCUUAAUUUAGCAGUCUUGUCUGCUACUAAUUUUCCAGUUGGAUUACAAUCCCGUAUGGAAGAAGUGAUUCAAAUUAUAAAAAAUGAAUCCAGGGAUGUUUGCAGGAUAGGGAUAUGUGGAAUGGGAGGAUCAGGUAAAACAACACUUGCGAAAGCCAUCUAUAAUCAAAUUCAUGGUACAUUCACAGAUAAAAUUUUCAUUGAAGAUGUUGCACAAGUUACUCAAACAAGAGGGCAUGCUCAUUUAAAAAAGCAACUUCUUUCUAGUGUUCUAAAAACAGAUAUACAUAGCGUUAAGGGGACGAGAGGAAAUAUGAUUCGAGAAAGGCUCAGGAAAAGGGUGCUCAUUGUUCUUGACGAUGUGGAUGAUCAUUAUUUUUCUUAUUUAGAGGAGACUAGGUAUGGUCCGGCCCUUUGGCCAUUCUUCAGUGAAGGAUCUGUAAUAAUCAUUACAACAAGAGAUGUAGUAGUAGACAUACAUUUUUUUUCUGUUUUUCAGAUAAACAAAAUGAACCCAGACGAGUCCGUUGAGCUUCUUAGUUGGCACGCAUUUAGAGAAGCAAAACCAAAAGAGGAAUGUCAUUUCCUUGCAAAAAUGAUAGUUGAUUACUGUGGAGGAUUACCUCUAUCUCUUGAAGUCAUUGGAUCUUGUUUAUAUGAAAGGCCGAAAGAAGAAUGGAAUAAAGUAUUGUCAAGAUUAGAAAGUAUUCCCCCGCAUGAAGUUCUACAAAUAUUGAAAAUAAGCUUCGAUGGCUUACUUAAUCAAUCGGAAAAAGAUUUAUUCCUUGAUGUAUGUUGUUUCUUUGUUGGUAAAGACAUAACCUAUGUCACGAAGAUCCUAAAUGUCUGUGGAGUAGACCCUGACAGGGGAAUAAGACUUCUCAUAGAGCGUAGCCUCAUAAAAGUUGAAAAAAAUAACAAAGUUGGAAUGCAUCCUCUACUACAAAUAAUGGGAAUAAAAAUUGUUUGUGAUUUUUCAAGAAAAAGGAACCUGCGAGGAACAAUCAUCUUUUGGUUGAUGAAGAUUUCAAACAUGCGCUGUCAGAGAAACAUCAAGAACAUUGAACGUAAGAUUCUGAUUCAAGUUAACUGAAAUGGUUAAGUUUGCAUGGUUUCCUUCAAAGGUUAUUAGCCAAUUUAUAUAUCAAUUUACAAAAUAAAAUAUUAUUGAUUAAUAAAAUAGUCACUAUGUUUAGGAUAUUGUAAAAGUAUUGACUGCUUCACGUUCCUUACAAUCAAUGGUUCUUUAUAUAUAUUGUUCAAAUAAGUUGUUUCUGCAUUUAAAAAAAAAUAGCACUGUCAAGUGCAAUGAUUAUGUUAAUUUGAACAAAUUGAAGCUUAUAAUGUAUAAAUGGUUUUGUGUAAAAGGAUAUUUAUAAUUAGGACUUGAACCUGUGUAUGAAGGAAGAGAUAAAUAUUAGAGUAAGAGAAGAAAAGACAAUAUGCACAAAGAAGGUGAUAAUGCAAGAGACUUUACAGUGUUGUAAGUAUUGAAGACAAAACACAUUUUCUCCUACCUUGCUUUUGUGAGCAUUAAGAAGGUGGAUUAUUAAGAGGUUGGAUAAAGCAUUGGAUGGAAGGGUUAAGUGUGAGUAAAGGUAGCAAAGGUAGACACUACA